AUGAUUUCGACGGCCAACUUCACCCACACGUCGAACGCGGACCCACCGAUCCCCUACUACGACCACCGGCUCCGGGGCCACGCGUACCAGAAUGACUCGAACGGCGAGGCCUACGCGGAGGCGUCGGGCAAGCUCUUCGAGGGCAGAUUCCACUACCACGAGAACAGCUCGUACGGCAACCCGAAUUCGGCGUUCGGGAUGCCGAACGAGAACUUUACUGAGUACGCGGAGAUACCGUAUUACAUAAAGGCGACGUCGAUGACGUUGUGCAUAGUGAUAAUGUGCUUGGGCGUGAUCGGUAACGUGAUGGUGCCGAUAGUGAUAUUGAAGACUAAGGACAUGAGGAACUCGACGAACAUUUUCCUGGUGAACUUGAGCAUUGCGGACUUGAUGGUGCUGCUGGUGUGCACGCCCACUGUCUUGGUGGAGGUGAACUCCAAGCCUGAAACGUGGGUGCUGGGGAAGGAGCUUUGCUUGGCGGUCCCGUUCGUCGAGCUGACCGUCGCCCACGCCUCGGUGCUGACGAUUCUCGCGAUCAGCUUCGAGAGGUACUACGCGAUCUGCGAGCCUCUACGAGCGGGCUACGUCUGCACGAAAGCCAGGGCAAUACUCAUUUGCGCGCUAGCCUGGUUCUUCGCCGCUCUGUUCACGAGUCCAAUCCUGGCGAUCGCAGAGCACCACGCAGUCACGCGUCACGACGGCACAGUCACUGCGCAAUGUCUCACGCAAGCUGUCACAUUCUGGCAAAUAGCAUUCUUCAUCAUGGUCAUAAUAUUGCUAUACCUCCUGCCCUUACUUAUACUUAUAGUUCUGUACAGUAUUAUCGCCAAAAAUCUCAUAACGGCCGCCUCCAAAGUGGUCAUGAAUAAAACCGUCGAUCCGUACAACACGAGGGCGAGAAAACAGGUCAUCUUAAUGCUCGGGACCGUUGUCUUGUGCUUUUUCCUCUGUCUAAUGCCUUAUAGAGUAUUGGCUCUGUGGAUAAUUGUGACACCGUCGGAGCUCUCUGACAACAUCAGCCCGGAGAAAUGGUACAACAUACUCUAUUUCUCCAGGAUAAUGUUGUACAUCAAUUCGGCGAUCAACCCGAUACUGUAUAAUCUCAUGUCGUCCAAAUUCCGCAUCGGCUUCUGCAAGAUAUGCAUCUGUAAUGGCGCAUCAGAGAGAGCGCAGAACAGACGAGUGCAGAGGACGGUGACGAACGGAUCGACGACCAGCAGCAGCCUCUCGCGAACCACGAACAGCCUGAAGAAGUUGUUCAGCCACCGAAGCAGCUUGGAACGUGGCGAAGACGAUAGCAAGGAUUCGAACGAAGACCGAACUAGGAACGGGUUCUACCGUAUGUUGACAGGCCGGAGAUUCGUGAGGCAGCAAUCAGCACCGGUGUGCCCGAGCCCGAAGCUGAAGAUAAGCCGGAUGAGGAGCGAGGGCAACAUGCUGGAUAUGUCGGAAGUCGAUGUCCAUGACAAGGGAUCCUACCCGUCUGAUGCAAAUGCUAAAUUCAUCGGUCACUGUAACGUCAGCAAAAGCAAUCGGACCGAUGUAGAGCUGGACCCACCGAAUCGCCACGGGUCGCUCAGGCGGAGCGUUUUAAUAAACAGCACCAAAGCGAAAAGUCUAGAGAGUGAAAGCAAUAAAAGGCUCGUAUACCAAAAGAUAAGGGCGGAGUGCGUCGUCGGCUUCCAGAAGUCGAGGAGUGUGGAUUACGACUUCCCGGAGAGUUUCGUG
Iphiclides podalirius (scarce swallowtail) is the source of this 1728-nucleotide messenger RNA. NCBI's taxonomy places the organism in Eukaryota, Metazoa, Arthropoda, Insecta, Lepidoptera, Papilionidae. The record is from the annotation of a GenBank genome assembly.